CCGGGCAGAGUCCAGGAGCCGCAGUUGGACCCAUGGCAGGGUCAGAGCCGGCUCCCGUCCGGCCCUGAGCCCCCCCAUGUAGGAGCCCUGGGGCGGCAGCCCAAGGCCCGGACCCAUCUACACCCGGCGGCCGGCUCGGCCCGCAAGGUCAAGAUGUGGCAAGCGGCCUCUUUGGGGGCACUGCUGCUGGUCUCCCGGCUGGUGCUGAGGUUGCCCUGGGCACAGGUCCUCUUAGGCCUCCUGGUCGCCUACCUAGGCUCCGGGGGCUGGCGGUUUGUCAGGGUCGUGGUGAAGACUAUAAGGCGGGAUGUCUUCGCCGGGACGGUCCUGCUGAAGGUGAAGCUGAAGGUGCGGCGCUACCUGCGAGAGCGCAAGACGGUGCCCGCCCUCUUCGCCUCCACGCUGCGGCGUCACCCGGACAAGACGGCCCUGAUCUUCGAGGGCACCGGGGCCCGCUGGACCUUCCGCCAGCUGGACGCCUACUCCAGCGCCGUGGGCAACCUGCUGUGGGCCCGGGGCCUGCGCCCGGGGGACGUGGCCGCCCUGUUCAUGGAGAACCGCAACGAGUACGUGGGGCUGUGGCUGGGCAUGGCCAAGCUGGGGGUGGAGGCCGCCCUCGUCAACACCAACCUGCGGCGCGAUGCCCUGCGCCACUGCCUCACCACCUCCCGCGCUCGCGUCCUCGUGUUCGGCGGCGAGCUGGCCCCCGCCGUCAUGGAGAUCCGUGACACCCUGGAGCCUUCCAUCAGCCUCUUCUGCUCUGGGGCCUGCGAGUCCGACCCCGUGCCCCCGGGCACAGAGCACCUGGACCCUUUGCUGGAGGAGGCCCCCAAGGACCUCCCCCGACCCUCAGAUAAAGGCUUUACAGAUAUCCUCUUCUACAUCUACACCUCGGGGACCACGGGGAUGCCCAAAGCCGCCAUUGUGGCCCACAGCAGGUACUACCGUAUGGCCGCCUUGGUUUACUACGGCUUCCGCAUGCGGCCGGACGAUAUCGUAUACGACUGCCUCCCCCUCUACCACUCGGCCGGGAACAUCGUGGGGCUCGGCCAGUGUCUGCUCCACGGGUUGACCGUGGUGAUCCGCAAGAAGUUCUCCGCCUCCCGCUUCUGGAGCGACUGCGUCAAAUACGACUGCACGAUCGUGCAGUACAUCGGGGAGAUCUGCCGCUACCUGCUCAACCAGCCGAGCCGGGACGCGGAACGGCAGCAUCGGGUGCGCAUGGCGCUGGGCAACGGGCUGCGCCCGUCCAUCUGGACCGAUUUCUCCAGCCGCUUCCACAUCGCCCAGGUGGCCGAGUUCUACGGGGCCACGGAGUGCAACUGCAGCCUGGGCAACUUCGACAGCCAGGUUGGGGCCUGUGGCUUCAACAGUCGCAUCCUGACCUCCGUCUACCCCAUCCGGCUGGUGCGAGUCAACGAGGAAACCAUGGAGCUCGUCCGGGGCUCCGACGGCCUCUGCAUCCCCUGCGAGCCAGGGGAGCCGGGCCAGCUGGUGGGCCGCAUCGUGCAGCACGACCCCCUGCGUCGCUUCGACGGCUACCUGAACCGGGGCGCCAACGACAAGAAGAUCGCCCGGGACGUCUUCAGGAAGGGGGACUCGGCCUACCUGACGGGCGACGUGCUGGUCAUGGACGAGCUGGGCUACCUGUACUUCCGGGACCGCACGGGGGACACGUUCCGGUGGAAGGGCGAGAACGUGUCCACGACGGAGGUGGAGGGGACGCUGAGCCGGCUGCUGGGCAUGGCCGACGUGGCGGUGUAUGGGGUGGAGGUGCCAGGUGCCGAGGGCCGGGCUGGCAUGGCCGCGGUGGCCGAUCCCGACAUCUCCUGUGACCUGGAGCGGUUUGCCCGGGCUCUGGAGAAGGAGCUGCCCGCGUACGCCCGGCCCAUCUUCCUGCGCUUCCUGCCCGAGGUCAACAAGACAGGGACCUACAAGUUCCAGAAGGCAGAUCUUCGACGGGAGUCCUUCAACCCGUCCGUGGUCAAGGAUCCCCUGUUCUACCUGAACGCUCACCUGGGCCGCUACCUGCCCCUGGACGCCGAGGCCUACGGACGCAUCCAGUCUGGGGAGCAGAAGCUGUGAUUUUUCUUUUUCCUCCCUCCCCCUCCCCACCCCCAAUCGGAUGGGGCUGGGGGGGGGUCACCGGACCGUGUCUGGGGCCCAGGCCCUAACGGCCAGAGCCCCCACCCCGGACCUUGGAGGCCGGUGCUAGACCAAAGCGGGCGCUGCCCGGGGCCAGGCCCCCCUGAAGCGCCGACCCCAGAGAUGCCCCCCGUCCCCCGUCCCACCCGCCUGCCCUCAGCCUCCAGCUCUGAGCCUGCCAACUAUCUUCACUGCCACCAGGGCUUUCUGUGAAAGCCUCGUGUGUGGGAGGGGGGCUGGGGGCAAGGAGGUUGGCAGGGCAGUGAGGGGCACAGGAGGAGAGGCCACAUUUUGGCAUGCCUGCCCUCCCCCCCGUCCCGUUUCACAGGGCAGCGAUUGAGUAAGCUUGCUCAGAAUGAUGUCACGAGGCUAGGGUGCUACAUCCAUCUCUCUAGGGGAUGGAGGGCCGGGGGUGGUGAGGAGAGUGGCGGGGCUCCAGAGGGCUUGAAGCACCCCCAGGGGGCUGCCCCCCUCCUUCUCCCCAGGCCUGUGUGCCACCACUCUGGGGGGUGACUCUGAGGGCAAGGAAGAUGCCAGCAGGCACCGUGGAGAGGCCAGGGGACUGGGCCCCGAGCAUCUGGGGCCAAGCUGUGGAGGAGACGGGGAGGCUCAGGUCACCUCGGCAGUUUUCCUCCGGGCUUGCUGGCGGGGAGUCCCGAGCUUGGGCCUGGUGGGUGGGGAGGGACAGAAUUUGGGGUUAGAGUAUGGGACGGGGAGAGAAAUGAU
Messenger RNA from Tachyglossus aculeatus (Australian echidna), 2871 nucleotides. It is a transcript of the gene SLC27A4, whose product is annotated as solute carrier family 27 member 4. The record is from RefSeq and is a predicted model, not a curated record. The transcript is spliced from 13 exons. Gene Ontology annotation, cellular component: plasma membrane; endoplasmic reticulum membrane; microvillus. The coding region runs from base 154 to 2085 and encodes 643 amino acids. Gene Ontology annotation, molecular function: long-chain fatty acid-CoA ligase activity; long-chain fatty acid transmembrane transporter activity. Gene Ontology annotation, biological process: long-chain fatty acid import into cell; medium-chain fatty acid transport; response to nutrient. Lineage: Eukaryota; Metazoa; Chordata; Mammalia; Monotremata; Tachyglossidae.